Molecule: messenger RNA, 402 nt
Organism: Nymphaea colorata (pocket water lily)
Lineage: Eukaryota; Viridiplantae; Streptophyta; Magnoliopsida; Nymphaeales; Nymphaeaceae
Product: lipid transfer protein EARLI 1-like
Exons: 1
Coding region: 1-402 (133 amino acids)
Source: RefSeq, a predicted model, not a curated record
AUGGCAUCUAAGGUGGUCAAUGUUCCUUGCCUCUUGGUGGCAAUGUUCUUCAUCCUGUCUGCGGCUGCCUGCUCUUCCUGUGAUACAAACAAGGCACCAAAGGCCCUGGUCAAGACCCACCAGAUCAUAGCUUCUUUUGGACAAUGUCCAGUUGAUCCUCUGAAGCUUGGCGCCUGCAUCGACUUGCUGGAUGGAAUGCUGCAUCUGGUGGUCAGCCACCAUUCGAGUGGGUCUCACUGCUGCCCUCUAGUCAAGGGCUUGGCCGAUCUCGAAGCCGCUGCUUGCCUCUGCAACGCAGCCAAGGCAGACGUCUUGGGCAUCAACGUCGGCCUUGACGUCAAGCUCAAUUUGCUCGCCAAAGCCUGCGGCCGCAAAAUCCCCGAGGGCUACAGCUGCCAGUAG